CUGGAAUCAUUGCCGACGGAACUCAUUCUCGAGAUAUUUCAACAUCUUGAUUACCGUGCAUUGCUUGCCUGCGAGAAGACGUGCCGCCGCCUCCGAGACGUGGUUACGGGCCACUCCCUUCUGCAAUAUCAGAUCGCUCUUGCUUUGUCUGGGAUGCUCCAUGGAAUUGCUGGCCCUCUUUCUACUGCAGGACGUCUGAGUGCCUUGAUCCGAUACCAGUCAGCUUGGAGAAGUCUCGAGUGGUCUGCGCACAUGGCUUUCCCCUUGUUAGAAGGACUACCCAGGUGCUGGGACCUCUACGGCGGGGUUCUGGGAAUGAGAACCUCUGCCAGAAGCUUGUGUUUCAGGCAACUUCCUUCCCGGCUAAGGGGCAUUGAAUUUCGCGAAUGGGGUGUGGGAUUCGAAUACACUAUUGCCGACUUCUUCAUGGACCCAUCCCAGGACCUGCUUGUGCUGAUCCAGAACGAUGGUAUCACAGUGUGUAUCGUCUAUGUGAUUCUUCUUGCGAAUGGCGAAGCACAUAUAACGCAUAGAAGCCCUCGAGUGAUCAACCUCCCAGUCGCCUUUCCGCGGCGCAUCCCCCAUAUGGCGUACUCUAUCAAAGUCAACGGCGAUCAUCUCGGUGUCUUGUUCCUCGACGAACGUUCGCAGUCAGCUCACCUCGUGAUAUGGAAUUGGAAGGCGGGCGAAAUCGAGAUGAACAUGCAAGGACAAGGGCUGCAGUGCUUUGCGUUCCUCGACGAUAGGCGCGUCAUAAUCGGAUUAUUAUUUCGUCCACCGAAUGCUCCAGGAGGCCCGUCCCUGAUGGUGUAUGAUUACCGAAACACGUCGCCCGCGCUCAUCGAUGCGCAAAACAGUCCAUACAUGUGCGGUUUCGCUCUUCCUCGCAUGACGUUCUCUCCGUUCGACAAGAUCGUCAUCAACUCUGACCCGGGCCCGCGCGCGUCCCCGAAUCCCGAACUACGCGUGCCUUUCUGCAUCGAUCACAGCGACAGGCUUAUUCUCGUCGAGCUCUCCAGGCAACGCGGGGAAGCGGCAGCUGGCGUGGACGUGUUCAUUCCUACGCACGUUUUUCGGCCCUUCCUCCGCACGGCCAGGGCACCACGACGCUACGUCGAGUGGGAAGAGUGGGGGCCCGAGGGCACACGGGUGCUCCCGCACACAGCGGAGUGGCCAACCUGGGCGUGCUACGUCUACGGGAUGCGGUACGUAUACCCCCGACCGAUCACCGCGUCCAACGGCAGGCGGGCGAUCAGGGUCUUCGACUUCCACCCGACGAGACUCAGGCAGGCGCGCGCGACCGUUGCGGCGGAUGACGUGGACGCCUGGACGAUAGUGACAGACCAAGGCUACGUCGGGACGAGCGCGACGUGGGAGGUGGAGUUCUGGAAGCAGCACGGCGUCCAGUCGCACCUGCCGUUCCUCGUCAAAGAGAUACUUCUGCCACCGCAUGUACGCGCUGCCGCCAAUGACGACGUGUCUCUUAUGCUCAGCGAAGACACUAUCAUCGCUAUCGAAGACGUGAGUCCCUCCGUG
Messenger RNA from Heterobasidion irregulare TC 32-1, 1536 nucleotides. RefSeq lists its product as uncharacterized. NCBI's taxonomy places the organism in Eukaryota, Fungi, Basidiomycota, Agaricomycetes, Russulales, Bondarzewiaceae. The annotation marks the transcript as partial. The transcript has 4 exons. Gene Ontology annotation, molecular function: protein binding. The record is from RefSeq and is a predicted model, not a curated record.